Messenger RNA from Tripterygium wilfordii, 687 nucleotides. RefSeq names its product leucine--tRNA ligase, cytoplasmic-like. Gene Ontology annotation, molecular function: ATP binding; leucine-tRNA ligase activity. The transcript has 2 exons. The record is from RefSeq and is a predicted model, not a curated record. Lineage: Eukaryota; Viridiplantae; Streptophyta; Magnoliopsida; Celastrales; Celastraceae. Gene Ontology annotation, biological process: leucyl-tRNA aminoacylation. The coding region runs from base 89 to 628 and encodes 179 amino acids.
UCGCGGAGAUCCGACCAAGCCUUGCUUCCGUUUUCUUCAGGACUGCAGGGAUUUGUACGGAUUUGCAUGCGGUGGUACUGCUGGGGGCAUGAACCGUGAUCUACUGUUGCAUUAUAUGAAUGUGCAGACCAUCCUUGCCGAGCGAUUUUGCCCCCACUAUGCUGACUAUGUUUGGAGAGAGGUUCUGAAGAAGGAUGGCUGUGUGAUUGAUGCGCCUUGGCCAACUGGAUCUCUUCCUGAUUUAAAUAUCUAUGAAGCCAGUAAGUACUUGUGCAAGGUAAUAAUGAGGAUUUUUAAACACAAGAAUAUAACUAGAAAUCAAAAGAGGUCAAUAUCGUCAUGCCUGAUAUAUGUCAAGGAGCUGAAACAUCAAGAAAGGCAAAAAUUGUUGCGAAGGUUUCAAAAGUUUUGUAAAGACAAACAAACAUUUCCUAUGGCGACUCCAUCAUGGGAGAGAGGAGUCGUAGAGGAGAAUAUGGACUUGAUUAAGACACUCUGUGUUCUUGAAGACUUGCAAGUAUUGUCCGUCACUGAACUCGAUGACUUUGCUAAAGCUGAUCCUCUUUUCUCACAACUCUAUGAAAAGCCUCCAUCUCCUGGAAGUAUCAUUUUCUUGGCCAGAUGGUGAUGGAGAGUUGAAACACGAGUUAGCUGGUUGGAGAGAGCUUGGAAGAAUUGACUAGUAUU